GCUAUUCGACGCUCCAGCCCACGUGACCGGAAGUAAAUACGGUUCAGCAGCAGCAGUUCCCGCGUUUGGCGACUCUUUCAAUCACAAGCUUAAACUUGGAGUAGCAGCAGUCAGUCGUUCCGGAUAUGGAUGACCUGUAUUUAGACAAUAUCGACGAAUUUGUCAAUGAUCAAAAUAAGAUCGUCACCUACAAAUGGCUCAGUUUAACACUUGGAGUCCACGUCAACACAGCAAAACAAAUGUUGUAUCAUUACCUGCAGCAGAAACGCAAUGAAAGUUCAGGGACUCCCCUUCAUGCCACCUACCUUGUAUCUGGGAAGUGUGUUGAGAAUGGUAGUACGUGCCACAAAGUGUCAGUAGUACGUGAGGACAAGCUUGAUGCUGUUAAAGCAAAGAUGGACGUGACAAUCAGUGUGCAUGUGUACAGUGUGCAGAGAGCCGAGCUGAAGGACAGUUCACCACUUUACAACACAGAUUAUGAUGCUGUUAAGGAAAACCUAAAAAACUGCAACAAGUACAGCGCUAUACGUUGUGCUGCGGCGGUCCCUAUGUCAUCUGCAGAGCUGCAGAGAGCUCAAGAGAUGUCUUCGGUCCCUCCAGUGGAGAAGGAAAUCAGUAAACCUGGCUUCAAUGAUAAAACUUCAGCUACCUCCAAACCCAGUGCUAAGCAGCCAGCAGGCAUCAUGGGAAUGUUUGCAAGCAAAAAUGCUUCUAAGAGCCAAGAAUCCAGCAAGGAAGUGAAAACAGAGCAGAAAGAAGAUUCUUCUCUGGUUGAAACAUCAAAAAGCAAAACAACCUCCAAAGUGAACCCGAUGAGUAAUUUCUUUGGGAAGUCUGCCCAAAAAAAGGCUGAUGAAAAACCUAACAAAAGCAUUAAAGAAGAGAUGGACGGCAGCUCAACAGCAUCGGCUACUGCAAGUAUGAAACCGUCACAGACGUCUCCCAAAUCUGAGAUUAACAUUAAAGAGGAACAAUCCAAAGUGUCCAAUGCUUUGAAGGUUGAAUCAAAAGACACUCGGAAUAAAACAAAGCGCCCUGAGGUUGUGGACAGCGAUGAUGAGAAAAUGGAAAGCCAGCAGAAGAAGAGACGGCGGAUAAAGAAGCCCCGGCCAGACAGCAGUGAUGAUGAGGUUGUGCCAGAUUCUCCACCUGUGCCCAAUGUACACACUCCCAGCCCUAAAAAACAAGUGAAGAGGGAGCAAGUUUCACACCAAGAAGAGAGUUCGGAGGUGAAGAGGAGGAAAAGAAGGCGUGUUUUGAAAUCUAACACAUUUGUGGAUGAAGACGGUUCCUUUGUGACCGAGAAGGGUUAUGUGAGCGAGUCUUACUCUGAGAGUGAAGAGGAGCCUGAACCCAACAGUCAAGCCAAAGACUCGAGCUCACUCAAGCAGUCAUUUGAAAAAAGAAAGGAAGAGAAAAAAGAAAAGAGUCAGAAGAAGACCUCUACUGCUAACAAACCUACAAAACAGCCGUCCAUCAUGGGAUUUUUCCAGAAGAAAUAACUUUUUCUAUUAUUCUUUCAUGGGAUUUUAAAGGAAUAGCUCACCUGGAAAUGAAAACUGUCAUUAAUUGCUCAUCUUCAUGUUGCUGUAUGUCAUAAAGAAUCAUUGCAUGGGUCUUUUUCUGUUCAUAAAAUCUGUCCACCAAGUAGAGAAAAAAAUCCAGAGAAAUAACAUGAGGAUGAAGAAAUAAUGGCUUCAUUUUUGGGGAGUAAAAUAUCCCUUUAAGCACUUAUUUUCAGCAGUGACAUUCCCAUGAACCACAACUGAUGCUGUAAGGAGGAAAUCAAUCUUCAUUGUCACUCUUCAGAGACAUUGAUUUCUGCUUCAACGUGAACAACACUUUUGUGCUGACUAGCCAUUCAACUGUAUGCUGGAUUUCAGUUCUGGGCCGGAUAGGAUUGCCUGUGUAUUAGUUUGCAGAUGUAUGAUCCUGCUGAUCGAGCAGAAUUCUUUACUAGAAGCCAACUAGCACAUAUAGCCAACCACCAAUAGUUCCCAUACUGCAAGGUUUGUGGAGUCUGUUUUUAGUAUGUUUCUGGAUAUUAAAUCAAAAGAAAAAAUA
This is a messenger RNA of Carassius auratus (goldfish), 2064 nucleotides long. Its product is annotated as DNA polymerase delta subunit 3. The record is from RefSeq and is a predicted model, not a curated record. The transcript has 12 exons. Gene Ontology annotation, molecular function: DNA-directed DNA polymerase activity. Gene Ontology annotation, biological process: DNA replication; nucleotide-excision repair, DNA gap filling; DNA strand elongation involved in DNA replication. Gene Ontology annotation, cellular component: nucleus; delta DNA polymerase complex. Lineage: Eukaryota; Metazoa; Chordata; Actinopteri; Cypriniformes; Cyprinidae. The coding region runs from base 126 to 1502 and encodes 458 amino acids.